Molecule: messenger RNA, 1792 nt
Organism: Pseudo-nitzschia multistriata
Lineage: Eukaryota; Bacillariophyta; Bacillariophyceae; Bacillariales; Bacillariaceae
Source: the annotation of a GenBank genome assembly
AGAUACACCAAGAAUUAUAUGACACCAACUCCACCAUGACUUUGCUUUCAAUUGCUUCGCGUACCUACUCUCGACGAGCCCUAACAUCGGUUGCCRCCGCCUCGUCCUCGCCGUCGUUUGGUUCUAGAUUUUAUUCCGGAUCGUCGGACCAGGUCGAUCACUUUGUUUCCGGCUGGGACACYGACGAAGUGGAUAAAUACAAAGACACAAAGAAGUACUGCACGCAAACCUUCAAUAAGAUUUCGGAAGUUGGUCUUUCGGUGUUUUCGAAGGAUUUGUACGAUGUCCUUCCUAACGAGWGUGCCGAUGGUCGUCCGGCACAUGCGCUGAUGUUAAGGUCGCAUAAAUUGAAGGAGGAAGAAGUUACGGCAUCUGUGAGAGCAAUUGCCCGGUGAGUAAGGAACCUCCGAGUGCAGAAACACUGCACAAAAAAAUGUUAUGGUUGAUUAAGACUCAUGCUUUGUUUUCUUCUCUUGUCGUCUUCCAAAACGAUACGGAAUUUUCUGGGUAUGACGUACUCUGCCGGUUAAUUUCGAAUAAACUCGGUUGAUUCACUUCCAUUUCGUUGUCGUAGAUGCGGUGCUGGCACUAACAAUAUCCCUGUUCCUCGSAUGACCGAACUGGGAAUUCCUGUUUUCAACACACCUGGAGCUAAUGCCAAUGCUGUAAAGGAACUUGUCCUUUGUGGACUGCUGAUGGGAAGCAGACGUGUCAUUGAUGGAAUCAACCAUAUGAAGGAUCUUGGAACACAGGGACUGCAAAGAGAGCGUGUGGAAAAAGAUAAAGCAAUGUUUGGUGGAMGAGAAAUCAAAGGGAAGACUUUGGCUGUCAUCGGACUGGGACAYAUUGGAGCAUCUACCGCGGCAGAUGCUCAUGCCCUGGGAAUGAAUUUGGUUGGAUACGAUCCUGGUUUGUCGGUUGAAUCGGCAAUGAAACUUCCAGGAAAUUUGAAGUUGGCRGAUAGCAUUACAUCGGCAGUCGCUAACGCUGACUACAUCAGGUAAGGAAUGAGUGCCAAUUGGGUGGGCUCGCGGUCUGGAUUUAUCGCUGGAGAAAUGGAGCGAGAUAUSGAUCGUACAUCUUUUUCCGAAUUUUGCUCAUCGUCCGCAUUGCCUUUAGCUUGAACAUUCCGUACACAAAAGGAACACAUGGUAUUAUUGGGCAAACCAUUCUUCGCCAUUGCAAGCCAGAUGCUGUCAUUCUCAAUUUUGCUCGUGGUGAAUUAGUUGAUUCAGAGGCCAUGAAGGAAUUCCUGGACCAAAGUGAGGGAGCGAAAUACAUUUCUGACUUCCCUGACGACCUUUUGUGGGAUCACUCCAACGCAAUUGUAAUCCCCCAUUUAGGAGCAUCAACUGGAGAGGCCGAAGAUAGUGCCGCUGCUAUGGCUGCAGAGACUCUCCGAUUGUACCUUGAAGAUGGUACCGUUCGUCAUUCUGUCAACUUCCCCGAUGCCUCACUCCCAGCGAGAAGCCCCRAUCAUAUUCGAAUGACUGUUGUWAAUCAAAACCAACCCGGUGUGCUGAGCUCGAUUACUGAAGUAUUUGCCAAACACAAUCUCAAUAUUGUGCAACAGAUCAAUCAUUCGAGGGACGACAUUGCCUACACCGUCAUCGACAUUGAAGCCGAUGAGAACGCCGAUUUCAAGGSAAUGCAACAGGAACUGACGAUGAGCGAUGGUGUAUUAAGUAGCCGCGUUUUGUUUGGAUUGCCUGGAGCAGGAUAUUCUAGAAAUAUCGAUGGAGAAUAUCACGCAUAAGAUUUUGAUGACAGCAAUUAAAUAAAGAAGGAUUAG